This is a messenger RNA of Macadamia integrifolia, 876 nucleotides long. RefSeq names its product putative UPF0481 protein At3g02645. The coding region runs from base 1 to 876 and encodes 291 amino acids. The transcript has 3 exons. NCBI's taxonomy places the organism in Eukaryota, Viridiplantae, Streptophyta, Magnoliopsida, Proteales, Proteaceae. The record is from RefSeq and is a predicted model, not a curated record.
AUGGAUGAGGAAACAAACAUGAACUCUUCAGAGACUGCAACCAUGACUUCAAAUUCGAAUAAUGGCGUCGUUGAUGAGCACCGGUGGGUCAUUCAAAUCCGUCAAAUGCUGGAGGAAGAACUCGAAGAUGAUGCUGGCUUCCCAGCUGUUUGGGGGUGUAUUUCCUUUCAACCUGUACUCAUGCAUGACCCAUUUGGCCUUUUGUCCUUUUGGAGCUUUACCUCCCUAGAAUGCCACAAGGUUGCUGCAGAAAGAAGAGCCCAAAGACAAUUCCAGAGCCUGAAAUUCGAAAACCUCGUCGAAGAAAUGAAGAAGCUCAUGCCAAAGAUCCGAGGUUGCUACAACAAGUACCUUGAUUUAAGUGGUGAAGCACUAGCAUGGAUGUUAGCAGUUGAUGCAUGCUUCUUGCUUGAGUUCCUCCAAAUUUAUGCCAUCAAAGAAGGCAAAGUCCAAACAGAAUUUCAUGCAGGCAAGAAUUUUAGUAAUUAUGUUAUGCUUAGAGAUAUAGUGAUGCUUGAAAAUCAAAUCCCACUGUUCCUAAUGAGGAAGGUCUUAGAACUCCAGCAUUCCUCCUUAGAAGCAGCAGAUGUGACACUCAUUGCCUCUUUAAUUGGUUUAUGCAAAGAGGUAUCUCCAUUCAAGAUGAUGAAUUUCUCAAGCAUCAAAUUCACAGAGCAUUCACACUUGCUAGAUGUUCUGUACCACAUGAUUGUGCCCAAAUCUGAAGAACAACCCGAAUUCGCCAUCGAAUUAGUCUCUGAUGGACUUGAUGUUCCCACUGUUGAUGAGAUUGUAGAAGAGAUCAAAGAUUCAACUCAAGUAUUGGAUUUGAUCCGGAAUCUGCUAUCCAAAUUAACAGAAGGUCCACGUCUAUGA